This is a messenger RNA of Penicillium digitatum Pd1, 768 nucleotides long. Lineage: Eukaryota; Fungi; Ascomycota; Eurotiomycetes; Eurotiales; Aspergillaceae. The record is from RefSeq and is a predicted model, not a curated record.
AUGACAACCCUGCUAGAGUAUACUCAAAUCGAACUUUUGACACUCACUGGCCCAGAAUUCCGCCGAGUGUCCACUGCUCCUCCACGCCCACCAACCGAGGAUGAGAUUCCAAUCAUAGAUCUCGCUUCGAUCGACAAGGAUCUAGAAGCGAGAAAGACCCUCGCGUCUAAGGUCAGAGCAGCGGCUGAGAGCACGGGCUUCUUCUAUAUCAAAAACCACGGGAUAUCAGAAGAGCUCAUUCAGAAUGCCCUGUCACAAGCAAAAGCUUUCUUCGCCCAGCCGAUCGAAAAGAAACAGCUCGCAUCUCGCAAAAUCCGAACGAACGCGGAUGGAUGGCAUGGGCUGGGGACUACCCAAAUCAACAGAACCGAAACAAGGGAUCGCAAAGAGACAUUUUCUCUGCGCUAUAAUCGCAAGAACGACCCAACUGUCUCCGACGGGGACACGCUGUCCAGCGAGGAUGACUUCGCUUGGGAUACAACCAGCCAUCUCCCUGGAUUUCAGGAAACAACAGUUGAAUUCUAUCAGCGCCGCCUCACGCUUGCGCGCAAGAUGAUCCGUGUCUUUGCCCUUGCUUUAGAUAUGCCGGAAGACUACUUUGACGCGGUGACCACAAACCCCGGUGCAGACGGGCUUUACGUACACUAUCCCGCUACGGCGCCCGAUGCACUCGAGAAAAACAAUGCGGAUGUCGAUGUCGGCAUCGGCUCUCAUACUGAUAUCCAGUUCUGUCUGCCAGUGAUGAGUGGCUUGACGCUCGACCGAUAG